This is a messenger RNA of Fibroporia radiculosa, 414 nucleotides long. RefSeq lists its product as uncharacterized. Lineage: Eukaryota; Fungi; Basidiomycota; Agaricomycetes; Polyporales; Fibroporiaceae. The transcript is spliced from 4 exons. The record is from RefSeq and is a predicted model, not a curated record. The coding region runs from base 1 to 414 and encodes 137 amino acids.
AUGUCUCGUCUUACAGCUAUUUCUCUCGCUCUCUGCGCCCUCGUUGUCUCCGUCUCUGCGUCCCCUGUCACCGCUAGUACAGCUGUGCUUGACAAGCGUACCACCCAUACUGGACGUGGAACUUGGUUCGACGUUGGCCUAGGUGCUUGUGGAUACGAGAAUGUGAAUUCUGACCCCAUUGUCGCCAUCUCUCAUGACAUCUACGGCGGCGGCGGUAACUGCAACCAGUGGAUCCACAUCACAAACACGGCUAAUGGCGUCUCCGCCUAUGGCCAGACUCGUGACGAGUGCAUGGGAUGUGAUGCCACUGCCAUCGAUAUGAGCCCUUCGCUGUUCGAGUCACUCGGAGCUGAUCUCUCCGUCGGUGUCCUGACCGUCGAGUGGAACUUCAUGAACAAGGGCUUCGACCCAUAG